Molecule: messenger RNA, 822 nt
Organism: Anopheles funestus (African malaria mosquito)
Lineage: Eukaryota; Metazoa; Arthropoda; Insecta; Diptera; Culicidae
Product: chymotrypsin-2-like
Exons: 1
Coding region: 1-822 (273 amino acids)
Biological process (GO): proteolysis
Molecular function (GO): serine-type endopeptidase activity
Source: RefSeq, a predicted model, not a curated record
AUGCAGUUCUACACGGUGUUUCUUGUGAUCGGUGUUGCUGUGGUGUCAGCAGAAGGAAGUGACGUACAAGAAUUGCCAAUUUCGACGAUUGAGAACGUUAACCAGGAUUUAUCAUCCCAAGUGGAUGAUUCAAAUUACCUGGCAACGGAUGGAUACGAUGUCUUUAGUGGACAGUUCCCGUACCAUGCUCGAAUCUUUAUAAAAUAUGGCAAUGAGACGGGCCAUACUCUUUCGUCCGGAUCACUCAUCACACCGAACUACAUCCUGACGAGCGCGAAUGGAUUGCAAAGCAAUAACACCCAUGGAUAUGUAGUUCUGGGUGUCGACGAUAGUAGUAGCACAGCAACACAGCAGCAAAUCAACUUCACAGAAAGUGGCAUUCAGGUUCAUCCGAUGCACAACAUUGCUACGGUUCGGCUGGAACAUCCGGUUACCUUCACCAGAUUUGUGCAGCCAAUUCGUUUACCCAGACUGUUCGAUUCCCGCACCUAUGAGACGAUGGAGGGCACCAACGUUGGAAGUUAUUCAGGCCCGUUGAAAUACUUGCGCAAUCAGGUGAUAUCGAAUGACGUCUGCCACGAGGAGCAUCCUCAUGCGUACAUUUAUUCUUAUAAUAUUUGCACGAACACCUACGUCGGCGGUGCGUUCUGCAACAGAGCGUAUGGUUCGGGGUUGAUCGUUGAGGGUGAGAAAGGUCCUAUACUGAUCGGUAUUACGACUGCGGUUUAUUUGUGCGCUGUAAACUAUCCAAACAUUUAUCUACGCGUUUCCGACUUUCGCGACUGGAUUAGUAUGAACUCGAAUUAUGUGUUUGAUUUCUAA